Messenger RNA from Pleuronectes platessa (European plaice), 4748 nucleotides. RefSeq names its product transcription factor 7 (gene tcf7). Gene Ontology annotation, molecular function: RNA polymerase II cis-regulatory region sequence-specific DNA binding; DNA-binding transcription factor activity, RNA polymerase II-specific. Bases 359 to 1969 code for a protein of 536 amino acids. The record is from RefSeq and is a predicted model, not a curated record. Gene Ontology annotation, cellular component: beta-catenin-TCF complex. NCBI's taxonomy places the organism in Eukaryota, Metazoa, Chordata, Actinopteri, Pleuronectiformes, Pleuronectidae. Gene Ontology annotation, biological process: regulation of transcription by RNA polymerase II; canonical Wnt signaling pathway. The transcript is spliced from 13 exons.
CUGUCAAUCAUCCGGUCGGCGCCCUUUGAUGUCGGGACUCCUCGCCAUGUCUUGGGCUCACUGAGCUGUUCGCUGUAGCAGGGACACGCCAGUCCUCCGCCGAGCAGCCCGGGGACGCCACAUCGCAACUUUUCUCCCCGCUCCAUGUACGUGGAGGCACUUUCUGCACUUUGGAGGCAACCCCACGCGCGCCGAGGAGAUUUCAACCCAGAAGUCCUGUGAUUUUGUUUCCCCCCCCACCCCCCUUUCUGUAUUUACACUUUUCUUCAACCUUGUUACGCGUCUUUUUUUGAGGGGUUCUUCUUUUUUUAAACAAAAGUGCGAUACAUUUCGCGAAGGAGGGGAAAGAGACGCAGACAUGCCUCAGCUGAGCAGCGGCGGCGGGGACGACCUGGGAGCGAACGAUGAGAUGAUCGCGUUCAAAGACGAAGGGGAGCAGGAGGAGAAGAUCCAGGAGAACGCGUUCACGGAGCGGGACCUGGCCGACCUCAAGUCCUCCCUGGUGAACGAGUCGGAGAUCAGUCAAAGUCCGAGCGCGGCGGCGGUCAGACGGGGGCAGCAUCCGGGCGAGCAGCGGGGCUUCGCGGAGAAACACCGGGAGCAUCACGACGGAGUGUCGAAGCACCAAGAUGGAGGCAUGUACAAGACGCCGGCGUAUGCUGGCUAUCCCUUCCUCAUGCUGCCCGACCCCUACCUCCCCAACAGCUCAGUUUCUCCAUCUUCCAACAAAGUGUCGGUGGUGCAGCAGUCACACGGGAUGCACCCCCUGUCGUCCCUCCUGCCCUACAGCAACGACCACUUCAGCCCGAGUCCUCCACACCUGCCCACAGACAUGAGCCAGAAGACAGGCGUUCACAGGCACCAGUCCCAGGACCUCUCAGGGUACUACUCCCUUCCUCCAGGCGGUGUCGGCCAGAUAUCUCCCUCCAUGGGCUGGCAGAGCCAGCCAGUCUAUCCUGCCCUGACCCCCUGUGGAUUCAGGCAACCCUACUCCUCCAACCUCCCCGGCGCCUCCUCCUACUCCAGGUUCCCUCACUCUCUGAUGCUGGGCCAUUCAGGCAUGCAUCCAACAGGAAUCCCCCACCCAGCCAUAGUGCCCCCUUCAGGCAAACAGGAGCACGACCAGUAUGACAGGGGCAUGUAUGUGAAGCAGCACAUGGAGCCCAAGCGGGAGAAGGAGCCCAAGAAGCCGGUCAUCAAGAAACCCCUGAAUGCCUUCAUGCUCUACAUGAAGGAGAUGAGGGCAAAGGUCAUCGCUGAGUGCACGUUAAAGGAGAGCGCCGCCAUCAACCAGAUUCUGGGGCGGAGGUGGCACGCACUGACCCGAGAGGAACAAGCAAAGUACUAUGAGUUGGCGAGGAAGGAGAGACAACUCCACAUGCAGCUCUACCCAACUUGGUCUGCCAGAGACAACUACGAGGCGGGCCUUAGCGGGGUCGCAGGGGAAAAGAGUAAAGCUGAUUGGGGCAAGAAGAAGAGGAGAAAAAGGGAGAAGCAGCAGGACCCCAACACAGACCCGGGCUCCCCUAAGAAAUGCCGGGCUCGCUUCGGCCUCAACCAACAAACGGACUGGUGCGGUCCCUGCAGGAGGAAAAAGAAGUGCAUUCGCUACCUUCAAGGAGGAGGCUGCCCCAGCCCAACUUCUUCAGAUUUAAGUGCCAUUGACUCUCCCCCCUCCUCCUCCCCCUCCCGACACCCGCUCUACCAGCACCAGCGUCAGUGCCCCGCCUCCCCGGGCUGCUCCCCAACGCCCGCCGCUUCCCCCUCAGCGCGCCUCCCCUUGUCUCCGCACACGCACUCACUCUUGCCCCCGGAGCAGGCGGCCGGCAAGCACGGUGGCCCCCGACAGCCCGCGGCCAAACACACACACCUGGAACUGUCCGGCAAGCAGAUGCACGGCUCCACGACGGCAUUGUCCGCCGCCAAGGCCGCAGGACUUUCUCUCAAAGUGCUAACAGAGACUCAGUGAUCACUCCAGCCCGCUCACAUCCCUGACCCAUCUUCACCUCAGCUUCUGUCCCAGCUACGGAGAUCACCUUCACCUGCCUUCAUCCUUACAUUCAUCCAUACCUUUUUAUGAGAUCAUUAAAGAAGCAGCGACUGUGGUUGACAGGAUGAUGGGUCCACCAUCAUCUGUCCUGCGGGAUUGUCCCACAUUUACAGAUCAGAUCUGUCUCAAAUGCUGGUUUCCCCCAAAGUCUGCGUUUCCAGGCCAAGUCCAUCGAUAACAGGUCAACAAGGCUUAGUCCGUCUCAAAGCCUCCUUCCCAUGAUCAGUUCUUUAAUCAAACAUUCAGGAAAUCCUCGUCAGCCUCAAAGACUGGAAACCACACGUGAUAACACACAUCGUGUGACCAGAUAUGUGGCUCAUCAAGUCUCUGCAAAAUAGAAAGCAUGGUGACCAGUUGUUCUAAACCAGUAGUUCUCUUGGUUCCUUUGGCCUGACUCUGGAUGUCCUGUCUGACUUCAACUCUCUCAAACACUCUCAUUCUAAUUCCCGUCUUAACACUGGUACAAUUUAAUGUAAAAACAAUCCAUAGUCUAAAAUAGGUCAUUUUAUCUUGAACAAAUUUUAUUAUUUUUCUCCACAACCAUCCGACAACACCCAGAAAUUAUCCCGGGAGCCCCUGGUUGAGCCGUUACUGCAGGAGGUAGACUGUUACCAGCCUGGACAUGUUAUUAAUCAAUGUGUUUGUUAUUUAUAAUUAGAAGAGGCCAAUUCAGGCUAACAUGUGCUAAGAGAAAAAUACACCAAUCAGCCACAAUCUUUAAGCCGUAACUAGGUUUUAAUGUGGUGUGUUUUAUUGUGGUGCCUCUAACUGUUACCAGCUGCAGAGAGACUGGAGGUCAGUCAGAGUUGGGGAUGCUGAGAGAAUGACUUUAUAAUAACAUCAUACUAAAGAGACUGCUGCAACAUCAGCUCUAUCUAUGUCUAGUCCACAUGAAAGAGCAUGAAAGGACAAUACAGAAAAUACCAGUUAAAAUUUUUUUAAUAUAAGAAUAUUAUGAUGAUUACAAAUAUUAGGUCUAAUUCUAUGAUACCUUUUUUUAAAUGAGUUUAGACAACAUUGAGUUGCAGUUACAGGCUCUUGCCAGUAGGCAGUGCUGCAGCCCCCUCAGCUUCUCUACCCCCAGCCUCCUUCAGCAGCCGUCAGUCUGGGCUCAUUCUCUAAAUUUUGUGAUCAUCAAUUAAGUUAGCCCAGUUUUAUUUUGUAGUUUCAUGACGACAAGUUCUUGGUAAUGAAUUUGUAAAUGAUUCAUUUUGAAGUUGAACACCUGAAACCUUCAAAGAGCAUUUGUCCAUGAGGCUAAACUGUCUCCUCUGAAAGUGGAAGGAAAGGUUCAGCAGGGAGAUUCCAGAUUCCGCCUGAAGAGGCAGGAUUUGCGUGGAUCGAGGAAAAGUCAGGUGUAACUCAAGAGUUCACUUCCCCAUGGUAUCUUACAAUGAACUGAGCUAACCUGCUCCAUAGCAGGUUUCAUUCGUGAUAACGGAUACAAACUACAGACUCUCUUUGUAGUACAGAGACAACACAGAUCCAGUUGUACAGAGGCAGACCUGUGCUGAAGGCUGAAUUCAUCUGGAGUCUCAAACUAAAGGUCCGCUGGCGCCAUCUGCUGGUGACGUGGUUAUUUUCACCUGGAGCACAGCUCUGCCUCUGAGAAAUCAUCUUCCAAAAAUCAGAUUUUUUGUUUAGCAGAUGAGUCUGAGCCCUGACCUUCAUGACAAUCUUAAAAAAAUGUUUUGCAAAUGAGCUCUUAAUCCAAUGAACCACAGACCUAGAAACACCAAAUUUGUUGCAGGAGACUCCUCAGUGUUGUUUACAUGCAUGCUUUCCUCCACGUUACUUUCAUUACCCAUCAUCCACCACAGUCAGAGGACAAACCUCCACGAGAGGGGGAGAGAGACCAGCCACACGUCGGCCUCACCAGCAGAGCCUCAGACAGGAACAGGGACAGAUCCACUUUUAUUGCAGCUGCAGAUUUGACACAGAGCUAACUAGCAUCAGGUCAGAGAACAGGAUCCAACUCAUGAGAAAUCCCUCUUCACGUUAUUUCUUUUAGGCACUUUCAGGCUUUUGCUUUUGUCAACAUACAUUUCUGUUGUUUAUCUCCUCAUUUGUGGGUAUUUUUGUAUAAAUCUUUUUAAAGGUCAUAUAUUUUGAUGCUGGUGGGGAAACCCUCAAAGAAACACAAGUUCUCUUGUUGUCCUUUGAACCUUUUGCAGCUCCAUAAACUGAUCUGAGACCAAAUGGGUACUAUUAUAUUGCAUUGUGUUGUAAAGUUUUUUAAAUGUUGGAAUUCCCUAUUAUAAUUAAACUUUUAUAUGUUUUUAUGUAAGAAAAAGAAAAAAAAGUCAAACUGAAAAAAAUAAUGUUUACUUGCCGACAUUUCUUAAAGCAAUACAUGUGUUCGUCCUCUUGUGCAGAUUUUUACUUUGGGGCCGCGUUACUGCAGCAGCGUUCAGACAUCUCCAUGUUCUCCAUCUGUGCAUGUUCCAAACUUUAACGUAACAAGUUUCGACUAAAAAGGCUUUAAUCUGCAGCUUCUUACUCAGCUCAGCUCUCAGUGGACAAACUGCUGAACUUCUGAACAGCAACUAGUUUUCCUCCAGCAGAGAGCUUCGUGCUAGAAUUAGCCUGGAGGACCCAGCAGGCACCCCUCAAACAUGUCUUUUGUAUUUUUUAUGCCUCAAACGCCUCUGAUGUAUUACUUGUUCUUUUGUUUCAUGUAUUAAAAGUGUUUGGAAUA